Sphaerodactylus townsendi is the source of this 4413-nucleotide messenger RNA. RefSeq names its product ataxin 7 like 3 (gene ATXN7L3). Bases 135 to 1160 code for a protein of 341 amino acids. Gene Ontology annotation, molecular function: transcription coactivator activity. The record is from RefSeq and is a predicted model, not a curated record. The transcript has 13 exons. Lineage: Eukaryota; Metazoa; Chordata; Lepidosauria; Squamata; Sphaerodactylidae. Gene Ontology annotation, biological process: regulation of transcription by RNA polymerase II; positive regulation of DNA-templated transcription. Gene Ontology annotation, cellular component: DUBm complex; SAGA complex.
AGGGGCGGGGGGGCCCGGGCGUGAGCGGCCCCCUCCCCUUCCCCCUGCCCGUGUGUGUGGGGAGGAUCCCUUCCCAUUUCAGCUUGGCCUUUGCUAUGCUGCGUUCUUGGUAUCUUCUUCCUUAGUAUUUGCAAAUGAAAAUGGAGGAAAUGACUUUGUCGGGCCUGGAUAACAGCAAGUUGGAGGCUGUGGCUCAUGAUAUAUAUACUGACUUGGUUGAGGACGCCUGCCUGGGCUUGUGCUUUGAGGUGCAUCGGGCUGUCAAGUGCGGCUACUUCUUUCUGGACGAGACAGACCCUGAUAGCAUGAAGGAUUUUGAAAUUGUGGACCAGCCAGGGCUGGAUAUCUUUGGACAGGUCUACAAUCAGUGGAAGAACAAAGAAUGCGUUUGCCCAAACUGCAGCCGAAGCAUCGCUGCCUCGCGCUUCGCCCCACACUUGGAGAAGUGCCUUGGUAUGGGCCGGAACAGCAGCCGCAUUGCCAAUCGCAGGAUAGCCAGUAGCAACAACAUGAACAAAUCAGAGAGUGACCAGGAGGACAACGACGACAUCAACGAUAACGACUGGUCAUACGGAUCUGAGAAGAAAGCCAAGAAGAGAAAAUCUGAUAAGAAUCCCAAUUCACCCCGAAGAUCCAAGUCCAUGAAACAUAAAAAUGGGGAGCUGAGUGGAAACCUGGACCCAUUUAAGUACAACAACUCUGCUGGAGUUAAUUAUGAAACGCUGGGUCCCGAGGAGCUCCGCACACUGCUCACUACAGAAUGUGGGGUGAUCUCGGAACACACCAAGAAGAUGUGCACACGGUCUCUGCGCUGCCCCCAGCACACGGAUGAACAGCGGAGGUCAGUCAGGGUCUACCUCCUAGGACCCUCUGCCUCACUUCCUGAGACAGAAGGAAGUGUGGAGAACGACAGUUUUGAUGUGGCAGAGAAUCAGGCCCUCAUGAGCCGACUGCAGUGGGACGGGUCUUCAGACAUCUCGCCUUCCGACUCAGCCUCAUCAAAAACAAGUACAAACAACUCAGAGUCCCGGAAAACCAAAAAGAAGAAGCCACACAUGAGCCUGGUGGGGGGCGCUCCCGGGAUGAGCUCCAACAAGAAGAAGCUGAAGCCGAAGCCCCUCGCUCCUCCCACCCCCAGCCUCUACGAUGACAUCAACUGAAUGACUGACAGUGGGACAAGUCAGGAUGAAAAGGCAAACGGGGCCAAGCCCCGGCACACUUUGGACCCAGCACGGGGGAAGGGAGAUAGACUACAUCUUCUCACACGUCUGUGUUUUUUAAUGGAACUGAAGAGAGGUGGUUGCAUGUCUCCCCUUUCCUCCUUCCCCCUACCUCUUUUGACUCACCUCGCACAGCUCACCUUUGUGUCCCUUGGGUGUGGAAUGCAAGCACUGGACUGCCGGGGGACACUCACCUCUUCUGAGGGGAGAAGUGGGCAUGGUUUGAGGCAGGGCCUCGAAGAUGGGCCAUGCCUCCACUGGCCAAGGCGUGGCCAUUCCCCCCCCCCCUUUCCGCACGUGUCUAUUUAUUGUGAUGUUGGUGGACAUUCAAUCAUGGCUAUAUACACAGCAGCAGCAGCAUAUCACUUAGCAACACUAGAGACGGCUGGGUGAGGGCGGGGGGUUGUUGGGCUGUCUUAUUUCCCCUGAGGCCUUCUGCUUUGCCAGGCCUGGCUUGGGAAGGAACGCCUUUCUGUUUUCUCCGUUCCCACUUCCUCUGUCUGCCUCCUCCUCAAUUCAAGCAACUGGCAUGGAGUGAGAGUUGUCCCCCUCUCUGGGCUUUUGCCAUGAUCCGUUGUCAAGAGGGUUUGUGGACAGCGGUCAAUGCUGUGUUGUGGCCUUGUGGCUUCUGUUACAGCAGCCCUGCCCAAUCCGAGCAAAGGUGGAGCAGGGCCGGAACAGAGGCUGGUUGUGGGGUUGCGGCUGGCAUCGUUUAACCAUUUCCCACUUGACUUCGUUUCCAAGGUCUUGUAUGAAGCAGUGUUACGGAUGGACAGGGGCAGUUUCUUUUCUAUGCAUGUUGGGAAGCCCGUGCAGAUACUGGCUUCCCAAGUCACACGAAGGCCUGCCUGCCCACCGUCUGAUUUUGCCCACUUGAAGAAAGCCAUUGGAGGGUGGUGUUUGGUACAUCUCUUGUACGCAAGGGUUAUGGCUUUGUACACAAAGACAUGCUACACAGCUCUGCUAUUUAACAUCUCCCAAGGAGAAGUUCAUGGGGACCAGAGAGAAUGGCUGAAUUGUGGCCCAUCAUCUGUUAGUUCUUUGCUACUGUAGUAUAUUUGAGCGAUCGAUGGCUUCGCUGAUCACUCUUUUUGCGAGUCUGAGCAAAUCUUGCUGCAUUGUUCACAGACAAAGGGAAGGGUUGGGGGCAGGCAGGUUGAAGCGUGUGAGGGGAAUGUGAGCUCUCAGUGAGUGCAAGAUGCCAUUUCUUUUGCUUCUCUCCUGUGCCACCCGUACAACCCCCUUCCCAGCCCCAGUUUUAUUCCUUCUGCCAAUAGCUGCCAUUUUUAAGAUCUAGUGUCGUUAAGUCUUGGUGGUCCAACAUCUGCAGAUGGCUUGAAAUGUCAUGAAACUAUGGCUGGAGUCUGGGCAAUUUUUAGUCUUCUUUCCCUCCACCCCCACCCCAGUGUUUUCCUCCUCUUUUUUCUUCUUCUUCUUUUGCAUUCUUUCCCAGUUUUAAGAAGCUUCUGGAACAGGAAGAGCCUCGUCCCCUCCGCUGAUCAAGCUGUGCAAGACUAAUGCAUAUAGGAAAGGUUAUUUUGCACAGUUUCUUCACCCCAAAAUCAGGCUUUCCCAAUAUGGGUCAGUUUAAGCAGGCUUGCACAAUGGUGUGAUGGUCUAUUUUUAAGAAUCUGGCAUCUGCUGAGGGUGGCAGCUGAUUCUUAAGUGAGGUCUGGAUUUUUCCCACAUUUUUCUCAUAGCAGUUUGCGGGGGGGUUGGGGGAGGAAUCCAGCAGAGGAUCCUGCUUUGCCACCAGCAAAUUCCCCGAGUUUGGUUCUAAAGAAAAGGAUGCCAGCGUUCCUGACCUUCAGGUUUGCAGAAGUGGAAAUUCUGUGGCUGAGUUCUUCUUAGCGUGUAAUUAAACUCUCCCUUUACGUAGAAAAUUGGCAUGUCGGCCUUGUCCUCAAACAUGCCAGUUCUUGGGAGGUCUGGAAAUGUUGGAAGUCUGCCCUUUACCUAAGCAUGAAACCCAGCACCAGCGUCACCUGCAGGCAGAAGGAGCACAUUUGGGGAACAACUUGACUGCAUGCUUACUUUUCAGAGAGCUCCCUCUCCAGGAACGGCACUCGGUAUCUUUCUGGUGUACCCUUGGAUGUUCCAAGGCUUCUAUGUUCCCGUGUGUAUGGCUGGUUCUGCUGCCCUGCAGCUGAGAAGAGGAGAUGCUAAGGACUGGUGAGGGCCCAGGGGACUGAGCUAGGAGGUGGGAGUGAUUCACCCAGCAGAUGUUGAUAUUACAUGUUCUUGUCUCUUCCCUGCCUACUCACCUUUUGUGGCUGUGGGUUGUUUCCAGGGGUCCCAGGCAGAAAGACAGCAUUUGAAAGGGGUGGGGGUGGGAAGGGGUCAGGUCUUCCCAGUGCUACUCUUGCAAAAACAUUGUUUGGCAAAAAAACACCGACAAACCACCUCUGCUUUUCCUUAAUUUUUUGGAAAAUAUGAUUCUAGGCUCAAGUCAGUCAUGCAAGCCCCGUCAGGCAACGUGACUCUAUGUAGAAUGUCAUUGUAUUUAACUAUUUGGAGCAAGUUAAAUUUGGAGGGGGGGGAGAGCUGAGAUGUACUUUGGUUCAUACCAGGUUCAGCUAUCCUUCCCUGCUUGACAGCAGAUAGCGACACAGCUCUAAUUGUUUGCAAAGCUGUAGACUGUUGCGACUUAAGUUUGACAGUAGUGCAAAAGAUCUGGAGAGCUGGGAUCCUUGCCUAACCUUCCAUGUUGGCAAUGAAAGGAUUAAGUGAGAGGGGAAUUUGGAGGUAUAGCAACAGGGCAUUUUGAAUGUCAGCUUAGUCCGCAGAGGGAUGGAUCUGGCUCUCUUCAACAGGAUGGAACUAUACACACCCUCGGGCUCCGUAUCUGCAGCUGCACCCAUUAUUUUUUAUGGUAGGCCUGUUUCACUUGAAGAAAAAUCCUGUAUUCUAUCAUGAGUGGUCUGAUCAUGAAAGGUUUUUAAUUUGUUGAUGAUGUACAAACUGCACCCAUGUGAUAUAUUUUUGAACACGUGCAGAAAUCAUUGAAGUAAGUAAUGUACUGUGGUCUCGACUUUUUUAUUAUUAUUUUUUUCCCGUUUUGCAUAUGUAAUCUCAGCCUGUACAGGUAGGUAGGUAGCUUUAAAAAAAAAACCCUGUCAAUCUGUAAUUUUCUUCCCAUCCAUGGAUUGUGGAAUGCUCCUGUAAAUAAACAGCAACUCUGCUUGGUAUCUAA